Messenger RNA from Symbiodinium pilosum, 495 nucleotides. The record is from the annotation of a GenBank genome assembly. NCBI's taxonomy places the organism in Eukaryota, Dinophyceae, Suessiales, Symbiodiniaceae.
AUGGGCCGCAGCGUCCAUUGGUUCAUUCCUUGGCUGCUGUGUCUGCAGCAGGCCACUUUUUGGCCCCUGCUCGUGGAACCUGCAACAUCCAGCGAUCUCGCACGCCGGAAGAGGUUGCACAGGUGGCCGAACUUCCCGGCUGACGUCGUGGACACAUUCCGACGCUGGGGUGCGGAGCCCAAAGCCUUGGCCUCUGACGUCCCCGCUCUGCGGGCAGGUGGUCCCCAGGAUGUGGAUGCCAGGCUCCGCUUCUUAACGCAAGGGCUGCGGCGCAGUGUGUCGACCCUUUCUGAGCACCCGCAGUUCUUGUGGAGUCGGUUUGAGGCACACAUCCUACCGCGGGCGCUCUAUGCCGAGCAGCUUGGGAUCUUGGAGCAGAUCGGCUUACGGGAUCUUCUUGGAACGCGUGACACAGCCCUGCAGGACAGCAAAGCCUGGCCAGCUGUUUGUGGCCCACAAGCUUCGCGCGGAGCUUACGAGCAGCUGCACCAACAG